Melanaphis sacchari is the source of this 3934-nucleotide messenger RNA. RefSeq lists its product as uncharacterized. Lineage: Eukaryota; Metazoa; Arthropoda; Insecta; Hemiptera; Aphididae. The transcript has 10 exons. The record is from RefSeq and is a predicted model, not a curated record. The coding region runs from base 34 to 3897 and encodes 1287 amino acids.
CCGAACGAAGAUUUUAACGAUGGGUACGAUGAAAUGUGCUGUGAAGUUCUAGAAAAUGUUCAAGAUGCUGGGCUAUGCGAUAUGACAAACAAUGUCCGCGUCCGGGCACCUGGCGAAAAAGAAAUAGCUCCUGGAAUAUUUGUACCUGACAUACCAGCAGGGCCCUCUCGGCAGUAUGUGAAUAAUUUUCCGGGCGAGGAUUUUAACGAUGGGUACGAUGAAAUGUGCUGCGAAGUUCUAGAAAAUGUUCAAGAUGCUGGGCUAUGCGAUAUGACAAAUUCUUAUAUGACUACGGUAGGAAGAAAGCGCGUACACGUAGAAAAUACAGUAUCCCGUAUUAAAUCUAAAAAAGCUCGUAUGGAUAUGGUUAAUACACCGGGUUUCGCUGAGGUUAAAUCCGCACAUAGUCGAAAAAUCGUAUGGUAUUAUGCUAAAAAUCUGAAUAAUUAUGAAAAUUAUAUUUCAUUUCUCGAUAAUUUAAAACCUGGGCUUGUCCGAUUAUUAAGGAGAAUUGUAGUUGUGAAUCCGAUAAAAUUUAAUUUAAAACUUGAAGCCACUUAUAACCAAACGCGUGUAGAUAACUCAUCGCAAAAUAGGUCAUUCAAGACAUCGGCCCAAGAAAUUUUUAUCGAUUCUGAUAUAGUUUCAUUAAUAGAGCAGGCGUUCACUACGUUAUUGCACGAGGAGGAAAUUUAUGUUGCAAAGGGUAGUAGAUAUGUAUUAGAAUCCAUUGACGGGCUUUUAUUAACAGUAUACAAAUAUACGCCUAUGGGUGGCUCAUCUUAUAUUCAGCUCCCUUUUUCAAUCAAAAAUAAACGGGCGACGAUCAAUCCGCAAAAUAAUGAUCAGCAUUGUUUUAAAUGGUCCAUUCUGGCGAGGCACGUGACAGGUGCAAAUAAACAUCGUGUAGGCGAAAAUUAUUUCCGACAUGAAGACAAAUAUAAUUUUACAGGCUUAUCAUUCCCAACACCGUGGAGUGAGGUUAAAAUUUUUGAAAAAAAUAACCCGACAGUCUCUGUAAAUAUUUACGGAGUUAAAAAAAUAUCUCAGUCUUCGUCAAAAAAUCCGAAUCAUCACAUAUUUCCAUUAAAAGUAGUAGAUAAUGAAAAAGCCGAGCAUUUCGACAUCAUUUUAUUCACUGCCGGAGAAAAAAGUCACUACGUAUAUAUUUCUAAUUUUUCACGCUUAAUCCGCUCGCAAAUAACAUUACACGGUCAUUCAGUUUAUUUCUGCAAACGAUGUUUCACAUCGUUUGACAAACAAAAUUUAAAAUAUAAAUUAAGUGGGCAGCUAGCACUUCAGCAGCAUAAAUUAAUUUGCGGAUCUCAUAAACCUAUUCUACCCAUAAUGCCCGAUGUUGACACAUUGCUAGAAUUCGAUAAUUGGCGACAUGCUCAACGACACCCAUUCACUAUUUACGCGGAUUUUGAAGCUCUACUGGUGAAAACUAAUGAGAAAAGGGGGGAACACACGACUGUAAUACAUAACCACAAACCUAUGAGUUAUGGGUUUUUAGUUAAAGCGUCCGAAGAAGUUCCACUAGAGCUUAUCCAGCAAUUCAAUAUACCAACUGCACCAGUUGUUUAUCGCGGUAGUGAUAGUCGGGAGGAUGUUGCCAGGCAUUUUCUCGAAAAUAUAGUUGAUGUAGGUCGUAAAAUUGAAGAAUUGCUAAAGACGAAUGUCCCUAUAGUUAUGAAUGACCGAGAUACGCGAAAACACAAUGAAAAUAAAAAUUGUAACUUUUGUAAACGCAGUUUCGACACAAACGAGAAAGUCCGUGACCAUUGUCACCUUACUGGUAGAUUUAGACAAUCUUUAUGCUCUCGAUGUAAUUUAAAAUUAAAACAACCGAAAUUUGUCCCCUGUUUUUUCCACAAUUUAUCUAAUUAUGACGCCCACUUUAUUGUAACUGAAUUAGGCUAUGACGCUAAUAGUAUAAAAGUUAUUGCUAAUAGCGAAGAAAAAUUUAUUUCAUUUUCAAAAUAUAUUAGUAGGACGUUUACUAUACGAUUCGUAGACACGUGCAGGUUUAUGGCAUCAAAGUUGGAUACUCUAUCCAAAAACCUUUUAACUCGAGAUUUUUCGAAAUUCCGCGAGACAGCAAAAUUUUUUGAUGCCCGGGAUAUGCCACUAGUCACCCGUAAGGGUGUAUAUCCAUACGAGUAUACGGAUGGCUGGGAUAAGUUGGACGAGCCGAGUCUACCACCAAAAGAAGAAUUUUAUAGUACGCUCAAGGAGGAGGGUAUUAAGGAUGUACACUACGAACAUGCUAUGGAGGUAUGGAGGUACUUUGAAUGCAGAACGCUGGGCGAAUACAGCGAUUUGUAUCUCAAAAUUGACGUUUUGUUGCUCGCGGAUGUUUUUGAAAAUUUCCGCGAUCUAUGCAUGAAAACGUACAAUUUAGAUCCGGCAUUUUAUUAUACGGCCCCAGGAUUCAGCUUCGAUUCGAUGUUGAAAUAUACAUCGGUGAAAUUGGAACUGUUGACCGAUUAUGACAUGCUACUAUGUAUAGAAAAAGGUAUACGCGGUGGAUUGGUGCAGGCUAGCAUGCGGUAUGCUAAGGCUAAUAACCAUAAGGUGCCUGAUUAUAACGAAACUAAACCGAAAUCAUGGCUUGUCUAUCAAGACUGUAAUAAUCUUUAUGGCUGGGCUAUGGCAGAAUGUAUGCCCUCUGGAGGCUUUAAGUGGGUUGAAGCCAAGCUCGAUGGUCUUAACGACUUGGACGACAACUCGCCGAUCGGACGGAUGUAUGAGGUUGAUGUAACGUAUCCGGCAGAACUGCAUGACCAGCAUAAUGAUCUACCAUUUCUGCCUCAAAACGGAAUACCCGAUGGCUCGAAGGUAAAAAAACUGAUGGUGACCUUCGAGUCAAAAAAAAAUUAUGUCGUACAUUACCGUAAUCUCCAGCAAGCCAUUAAAAACGGGUUGAUAGUUGAAAAAGUGCAUAGGGUCCUACAAUUCAACCAAUCACCUUGGCUUGCCGAAUUUAUAAAUUUAAACAACGAAAUGAGAAAAAAAGCUUUGAACGAUUUUGAGAAAGACUUCUUCAAGCUUAUGAAUAAUAGUAUUUUUGGUAAGACUAUGGAACAAGUUAGACGAAAGAUACUAAUGGAGCUUGUUUCAAACGAAGAUAGAGUGCAGAAACUUAUCAACUUGACCACAUUUAAAUAUGCGACACCAUACAACGAAAACCUGAGUGCUGUAACAAUGGAGAAAAAAAUUAUAAAAUUCGACAAACCUAUUUAUAUUGGCUUAGCUGUGUUGGAUAUAUCAAAGACAAAAAUGUACGACUAUCACUACAACGUGAUGAAGAGGCAUUAUGGUGAUCAAAUCGAGCUGAUGUACACUGACACCGAUUCACUGGUAUAUUAUAUCCACACUGAUGACUUUUACGAAGAUCUUGCAAGGAACGCCAAUCUACUCGACCGUAUGGAUACUUCUAAUUUACCACGAAACCAUCCGUGUUAUAUUGCUGAGAGGAAAAAGAUCCCGGGUCUAUUUUCAGAUGAGACUGACGGCCAUAUUAUGACGGAGUUUUGCGCGCUCCGUGCUAAAUCCUACGCUUAUAAAAUCCAAGGAUUGGAUGAUAUGAAUGUGAAGGAGCAGAUCCGUGCAAAAGGCGUAAGGGGUCAUGUGGUUAAGAACCAUAUGACAUUUGAGGGUCAUCGGGCAUGUUUGUUUGAAGGUAUGGAGCCGGGUGUCAAUAAUAGACAGCUGAAUAUAUGUAUACGUUCAUUCAAACAUCAAUUGACGACUGUCCAGACCAAUAAAAUAAUAUACAACAAUUAUGAUGAUAAGAGGGUGAUAUUAGAAGAUAAAUUCCAUACCCUAGCUCACGGUCAUUUUAGAAUAGAGGACGCAGAGUUGGCUGAAAUUAUGGUCGAAAACGAAUUUUAGACCUUGUGUAAAAUUUUUAAAAUACUCUGUACAUAAA